Molecule: messenger RNA, 470 nt
Organism: Dinoponera quadriceps
Lineage: Eukaryota; Metazoa; Arthropoda; Insecta; Hymenoptera; Formicidae
Product: histone H2B-like
Exons: 1
Coding region: 38-409 (123 amino acids)
Cellular component (GO): nucleosome
Molecular function (GO): protein heterodimerization activity; DNA binding; structural constituent of chromatin
Source: RefSeq, a predicted model, not a curated record
ACGAGUGCGUUAUUCAGCGAAGAGAUCGAGCUACAGCAUGCCACCCAAAGCGAGCGGCAAAGCGGUGAAGAAGGCCGGCAAGGCCCAGAAAAACAUCAGCAAGACCGAUAAGAAGAAGAAAAGGAAGAGGAAGGAGAGCUACGCCAUUUACAUCUACAAAGUCUUGAAGCAGGUGCAUCCCGACACCGGAAUCUCCAGUAAGGCGAUGAGCAUUAUGAACAGUUUCGUCAAUGAUGUCUUCGAGCGUAUCGCCGCCGAAGCUUCGCGUUUGGCGCAUUACAACAAGCGAUCGACCAUCACAUCUCGGGAGAUCCAAACGGCGGUUAGACUUCUUUUGCCCGGAGAACUGGCAAAGCACGCUGUAAGCGAAGGCACCAAAGCAGUCACCAAGUACACCAGCUCUAAGUGAAUGAUUGCUCUCAAAAUCAACGGCCCUUAUCAGGGCCACAAAUUACUUAUACGUUUGACAU